Ipomoea nil (Japanese morning glory) is the source of this 1662-nucleotide messenger RNA. RefSeq lists its product as uncharacterized. The transcript has 5 exons. The record is from RefSeq and is a predicted model, not a curated record. Lineage: Eukaryota; Viridiplantae; Streptophyta; Magnoliopsida; Solanales; Convolvulaceae. Gene Ontology annotation, biological process: lipid metabolic process. Gene Ontology annotation, molecular function: triacylglycerol lipase activity. The coding region runs from base 69 to 1514 and encodes 481 amino acids.
ACGUAGAACUCAUCCAAAGUGAGUCUCUCUAAUAUUCAUUUCAAUUCAACUCAAAACCCAUUAUUUCCAUGGCGGCUUGCAACGAAGACUUCUGCUCGGAAUAUGCCGAGCUGAAACCGGAAGAAGCUAGCUUCUUCGAUUGCCUCCGCAUCCUGUUCUCGCCGGAGUUGGGAGGGACAGACUGUUUCGACACUAACUCCUCCGUGCCCGGCGGCCGCCUGAGCUUCCGUAGCCGGUGGCUCAUUUUCAUCUCCGUCGUCGCCCAAAAAAUCCUCAUUUACUUGAAAGAGCCAUUGGCGUCGCUUGGAUCCGCCUUAGAAAUCUUUCUUAAUUACCCUUCCUUCAACGGCGGCAUUUUCUGGCUCCUUAUCAAUUUCCUAACAGGGAAGAUGGUGCGGCCGGAGACGACGUCGGAAAAUUUCAGUUCGUUCAUAGCGAACAUGGACGUGAGGGUUGACUUGGAUCGGAAAAUCAAGAAUGGCGACAGCCGGUAUGCUCCGCUUUUGUCUAUCAUGGCUGCCAAAUUGUCGUACGAAAACGAAGCCUUCGUCCAAAGAGUUGUUACGAAUAAUUGGAAGAUGGAAUUUUUGGAGUUCUAUAAUUUCGAAAACGACUAUGGUGACGAUAAGUCAACACAAGCAAUAAUGUUCCAAGACAAAGCCGAAGAUCCAAACCUGGUGGUGGUGGCGUUUAGGGGGACAGAGCCGUUCAACGCGGAGGACUGGCGGACUGAUUUGGACCUGUCAUGGUACAAGCUGGAAGGAGUGGGGAAGCUUCACGCAGGAUUCAUGCGGGCCUUGGGCUUGCAGCAGAACAAAGGGUGGCCCAAUGAGAUAGAGAGAGGCCCGGGGAAGAAACAGUUUGCUUACUACGAGAUCAGGGAGAAGCUGAGGGAAAUACUGAGGUCUAAUGAGAAUGCUAAGUUUGUAGUGACAGGGCACAGUUUAGGAGGGGCACUGGCAAUUUUGUUUGCGGCUGUGCUGAUUAUACAGGAGGAGGAAGAGCUGUUGGGGAAGAUGGAAGGGGUUUACACUUUUGGGCAGCCAAGGGUGGGAGAUGUGGAGUUUGGUGAUUAUAUGGUGGAGAAGCUGAAGAAAUAUAGGGUGAAAUAUUUGAGGUAUGUUUAUGCUAAUGACAUGGUUCCCAGGUUGCCAUAUGAUGACAAGACUUACUUCUUCAAGCACUUUGGCUCCUGCAUUUACUUCAAUAGCCUCUACAGUGGCCAGGUUCUUGAGGAAGAACCGAACAAGAACUACUUCUCACUGCUGUGGGUGAUGCCGAAGAUGAUGAAUGCAGGUUUUGAGUUGAUGAGGGGGUUCAUGCUUCCAUGGAUAAAUGGUGGAGAUUAUAGAGAGGGUUGGGUUUUAACACUAGGUAGGAUGGCAGGAUUAUUGAUUCCAGGAAUAUCAGAUCACGGCCCUGAAGAUUAUGUUAAUCUCACCCGAUUGGGAACGCCACUUGAAUCCCUUCAGUUUCCAGAAAGAGUUCAACAGCAAGGUCUUAAACGUGAUUGAGAGAUCUACAAGAUUCCAAGUCAUUCACUGUCAGCUAAAAAUGCAUGAAAUAGCUUUACCUCGUGUUGUUAGGUCGUUUCACUUUUCUGUCUGGGUGAAAUGCUAACAAUAUAUAUAUAUAUAUAACAUAUAUUCCCAGGUUUUAUAA